Molecule: messenger RNA, 390 nt
Organism: Panicum virgatum (switchgrass)
Lineage: Eukaryota; Viridiplantae; Streptophyta; Magnoliopsida; Poales; Poaceae
Exons: 2
Coding region: 18-320 (100 amino acids)
Source: RefSeq, a predicted model, not a curated record
CGUCGCUGUUUCCGUCGAUGGAUCCCUACGGCGCUGGAUCUUCGUCUCUUCGUCGUCCAAUACACGAUUUAGAGUACCGGCAGGUGGGAGGGACAGACGACGAUGAGGAGAUUCAGGUGGUAGACGACCUCUCGCAGAUGGAGUGGGUGAACACGUUCUUCUCUUCUGCACCGACGCAGGAGGUCGUCGGCACUUCACAGCUGGGGGGUGCCCCACUCGCGACGCAGGACUACAGUCAGGUGGAACAGACGCCUGUUCCUGAGCAGGGUCGUCGGUCCACUCGCCAGACCAUCCCGCCGGAGCCACUGACGUACUCAUAGCACCACACUAGGGCGGGCCAGGCUGCAGAGCGACGUGGCAGGAGGAGAGGGGGCAAGCGCGGACGCAUCU